Rosa chinensis is the source of this 725-nucleotide messenger RNA. Its product is annotated as receptor-like serine/threonine-protein kinase At1g78530. Gene Ontology annotation, biological process: protein phosphorylation. The transcript is spliced from 3 exons. The coding region runs from base 135 to 581 and encodes 148 amino acids. Gene Ontology annotation, molecular function: ATP binding; protein kinase activity. NCBI's taxonomy places the organism in Eukaryota, Viridiplantae, Streptophyta, Magnoliopsida, Rosales, Rosaceae. The record is from RefSeq and is a predicted model, not a curated record.
UGAGGCAGGUUGCGUUGUUGGCAUAGGAGGCAGACUGGCAGAAUCAACUGGGCUUUAGAGCAGGCCUUCAAUUUGAAGCCUGAUUGCAGUGAGAUUGGGGAUGAUUUCGUUGUUUUUCGAAGACUGAUGAUGGAAUGAUGCUCAGGUAUCUUGAACAAACAACUAAUUUUUUUGGUUCCUGGGCACCAGUAAUCCAAUUGCUCAAAUCAGAUGUGUUCUUAAAGAAGACAUUGAAGUUAAGCAACGAGGACAUCAUUGGCUCUAGAGAGUAUGGGACAAUUUAUAUACUUACACAGGAUGACACCAUGGCCUUUGCUGUGAAAAGAUUGAACAAAGGAAGUGCAGAUAGAGAUCGAAGAUUUGAGAGGGAAAUUGAAGCAAUGGGGGAUAUAAAGCACCGGAACAUCGUGACUCUUAAUGGAUAUUACAAUGCUCCACAUUAUAACCUUCUUAUAUACGAACUGGUAGCUUAUGAAGGCUUGGAUGGAGUGCUUCAUGGUAUGGCAUAUAUUAAUUCAAUUUCUACAUUGCUAAGAUUUAUACAUUUGAGUUUCAGUAUUAAUUUAGUUUGCUAUAUUUGAAAAGUGCAAAUGAAAUGCUGAUUUGAAAGUAACUAGCAUUUGAAACAUCAGAAUUCCCAAGGAACACGAAUAAAAGUUGAGUUCUUAAAGUUUUCAAUUUCAUGGUUAUUAAUCAACCUGUUCACCAAUUCUUUGUGUCUACUG